Athalia rosae (coleseed sawfly) is the source of this 2908-nucleotide messenger RNA. It is a transcript of the gene lt, whose product is annotated as vacuolar protein sorting-associated protein 41 homolog. Gene Ontology annotation, cellular component: late endosome; HOPS complex. Bases 105 to 2684 code for a protein of 859 amino acids. Gene Ontology annotation, molecular function: protein binding. The transcript has 13 exons. Gene Ontology annotation, biological process: macroautophagy; cellular response to starvation; vesicle-mediated transport. The record is from RefSeq and is a predicted model, not a curated record. NCBI's taxonomy places the organism in Eukaryota, Metazoa, Arthropoda, Insecta, Hymenoptera, Athaliidae.
AUAAAAUAGAAAGAAACAAGAAUAUUAAAAUGAUCCUCGGAUUGGGUGUACUGCCCAUAGUAUGAUAGUAUCAGCACAGUAUCAGGGAGGUUCUGGUUGAACAUAUGACAAAUAUCCGUCUGUACUCGUAUCAUAUUGAUCAAGAACAUAAUCAAGUGGAUUCAGAUUCUGAAGUGGAAGAGGUUGAACCACGACUAAAAUAUGCACGAAUCAAAAAUGAUCUCAUGAACAUACUACAGACGGAUGCUGCCAGUUGCAUCGCCGUUCAUCCAAAAUUUCUAUGUUUGGGUUCCCACUGGGGUAUGAUUCACCUUCUGGAUCAUCAGGGUAACAGUAUACCUUCUAAAACAUUAAAGGCUCAUGCUGUGGCGGUUAAUCAAAUAUCAAUUGACCAGAAUGGAGAUUUUAUUGGGUCCUGUAGCGACGAUGGAAAAGUUUUUAUUUAUGGUCUAUACAGUACAGAAAACAACCACAUUAUGAAUAUGGGGCGACUGGUCAAAAGUGUAGCACUAGAUCCCUGUUACUGGAAAAGUGGUAGUGGGCGAAGAUUUGUAACUGGAGACAGCAAAUUAAUAUUAUAUGAAAAAACGUUUUUAUCGCCGCUAAAACCCACAAUAUUAGGCGAAGCUGAGGGCGGUGUACGAUCCAUAUCUUGGGCUGGCCAAUUCGUGGCAUGGGCAUCAGACACCGGAGUUAGAAUAUUUGAUGUAAAUGCUGAAUGUUCGUUAGGACUAAUAAAAUGGAGUCGAUCGUCGGAAGCAUUACCUGAGCAUUAUAGAUGUAAUCUGAAAUGGUCCGAUAAUAGAACACUAUUAAUUGGUUGGGUAGAUACCGUCCGUAUAUGUCAGAUACGUAAACGAUCUUUACAGGAGACAACACAGCGAAAUUUGCUUGAAUAUGCAGUUGAUCCAAUUUCUACAUUUCAAGUAGAAUUUUACAUCUCUGGAAUCGCACCAUUGGGGAAUCAGUUGGUGUUACUCGGGUGUUCAAAAGAACCGGAUGACAACGGUCAAGGACAGCGUCCAAUGUUACACGUUGUCGAACCAAAGUAUCAGGAAUACACAGCCAUUUGUGCCACUUCUUUGUCAUUACGUGGCUAUAAGGAAUGGAGCUGUAACGAUUAUCAUUUGGAUUGUCUGAUAGAUGAAAAUAGGUAUUUUAUCGUCAGCCCAAAAGACGUCGUCGUUGCCAGUCUUUACGAUGCCGAUGAUAGAAUCGAAUGGCUAUUGACUCACGGGAAAUUUGAGCAAGCUUUGGAAACGGUAACGGCAAACGGAGGGAAAGAUUGUAAAAAGCACUCGUUAAUAUACGUGGGGCGCGUUUAUCUUGAUCAUUUAUUAGCCCAUGGAAAGUAUGACCAAGCUGGAAAACUGUGCCUAAAAAUUUUCGGACGUGAUAAAACACUGUGGGAAGUAGAAGUUUUUAAGUUCGCUAGAGUUCAUCAGCUGCGUUCAAUUUCCUCUUACCUGCCAAGAGGAGAUGUAGUGCUUGAUCCAACGAUUUACGAAAUGGUCUUAUAUGAAUAUUUGAAGAUGGAUCCUAAGGGUUUUCUUCAAUUGAUCAAAGAGUGGUCGCCAAGUCUGUACAAGGUUGCAGCGGUGAUAAACGGGGUCCGAGAACACCUGCUCACGCACGAUCAUUGUCAAAAUGACCUGUUAGAGGCUCUGGCUAUUUUAUAUACUCACGAUUAUAAAUAUGACAAGGCCCUGGCGAUGUACUUGAAGCUGAAGCACAAAGAUGUUUUUCAACUCAUAAAAAAACAUAAGCUAUACAGUUCGGUAUACGACAUGAUCGAAGACCUGAUGGAUUUGGACAUGGAGAGGGCGGUGCCAUUUUUUUUAGAAAAAAACGAACAAAAAACGCUCUUUAGAGUUCCAUCAGACAAUGUUGUUGAAAAACUAAAGCACAAUCAUUGGUAUCUGUAUAUGUAUUUGGAUGCUCUAGAUGAAAAGGAUACCAAAGAAUCGGGAAAAUAUCAUGGUUUAUUGGUUCGCUUAUACGCUGACUGUUCCCGGGAUAAAUUGCUACCUCUAUUGAAAAGAUCAGAUAAUUACCCGAUAGAACAAGCCUUGAGUAUCUGCAGAGAAAAAAAGUUUUAUCCAGAGAUGGUGUAUCUCUUGGGUAAAAUUGGGAAUACUUCGGAAGCUCUUGCGCUGAUGACGCGGGAGUUGAAUGACAUGGAAAGCGCAAUUGAAUUUUGCCGGGAGCAAGAUGAUGACGAACUAUGGAACGACUUGGUGAAUGAUUCGUUAGACAAACCAGAGGCGAUUACCUUUCUGCUGGAGAGAAUCGGGACCUGUAUGGAUCCACGAUUGAUAAUUCAGCGAAUCAAACCAAAUUUAGAAAUCCCUGGUCUGAAAAAAGCUUUGAUUAAAAUGAUGUGUGAUUAUAAUCUCCAACUUUCUGUACAAGAAGGAUGUAAAAAAAUUUUAUCUAACGAUUACUUCAAUCUUCUUGAAAAACUCGUUCGAUCACACCAAAAAGGGAUAUGUACAGAUGAUGAACAAAUGUGUUGUUCCUGUCACAGAAAAAUAAUCAUAAGGGAUCCGAAAAGUCUAGUCUUGUUCCAUUGCAGACACUCGUUUCACGAAGAUUGUUUACCAAUUUUACCAAACUUAGGCAUAGUGGACAAAUGUGUAAUUUGUAAUCCUCAGGAGGGCGAUUCCAUAGACAGAAAAUUCUGACGACUACUGUAACAUCGAUAAAAUCUUUCAAACGAUAUAAUUUACUUUCAAUGCCAUACACAUCACUUUUAUAUUGUAUUAUGGAUAUUUUUUUCCGCACAUUACAAGCGCGUACAAAUUAAGGAGCUGUAGAAAUACAAUUCGGUUUUAUAGCGCUGAUACCCUUAGUGUAUAUGUAUGUACGUACGUACUAUCAUGUGUUACAAUAUAUAAAUUCAAUAUUC